This is a messenger RNA of Mytilus trossulus (common blue mussel), 1848 nucleotides long. RefSeq lists its product as uncharacterized. Bases 1 to 1848 code for a protein of 615 amino acids. Gene Ontology annotation, cellular component: cell-cell junction; plasma membrane. Gene Ontology annotation, molecular function: cell adhesion molecule binding. The transcript is spliced from 12 exons. Lineage: Eukaryota; Metazoa; Mollusca; Bivalvia; Mytilida; Mytilidae. The record is from RefSeq and is a predicted model, not a curated record. Gene Ontology annotation, biological process: cell-cell adhesion.
AUGCGACGAUGUUGUACUGUGUCAUCAAAAACCAAAAUGUCUUCAAGGAGAACUGAACAUGGCUUUAUAGAAUCGACACAGCAACCGGAGAUUGUAGUAACACCAGAAGUUAUUGUUGGUAAACCAGUAUAUUUAACCUGUUCAUAUCCGGUUGAGGUAAACAAGACUAGUACUUUUAAAUGGUAUGUUAACGUCACACGGUCAUAUUCCACUGUACAGCAGCACAUUCUACAGUUUAUCGUAAAUAAGACGGAUAAAUAUAAUGUCUACAAGUGUGAGGUAGAAGUAACUACAACAGGAAGCCACGAAAAAUCUCGGUUUAAUAAAACCAUAAAGCUGCAACCAAAGUACCCACCUACUAUUCAUAUGCAACCGUCUUACGUCUGUAACCGAUUACAGAAUAUCAGAUUGAGUUGUGAAGCGGAUGGUAAACCAGCAAAGUAUAAGUUUAAUGACUGGGAACAUCGUGUUCGUGGAACCGUUAUUCGGCACCUCCCGGGUGUUAUCACCGGCAACAUUUCUUACCUGCAGUUGUCACACUGUUCCUAUCAGGAUACAGGGACGUACUACUGCACAGUCGGGAACAAUGUCACUCAUCCCAAUAAUACAUUGACUUCUGUUGCCUCUGUUGAUUUUAAGGUUAAAGAUUAUCCUGUAGUCAUCGGACAUAGCAUAGUAAAUGCCACGAACAGUUAUGAUAUUAUGAUAUCGUACUAUUCAUAUCCAUUGGCUACACGACAAAAACUCUACCGUGAUGGCAUUGAACUUAGCAAAUUCUCUCAAACUGACCUGGACAUCCCAUUCUUGAUUCAUAAACAAAUUGUACCGGUAGAGGGCACUGUUCUUGUGUUCACAGUAUCUAACACAGGGGAUUACAGAUAUGUUAUCAAUAACGAUUACGGAUCGGUCAAUGGAACAGUAGAUGUUUCGAGUAGAAAGACGCCAGAGGUCCAUUCAGGAUUAUCGACAGAAGAACCACUACUGUGUUCGUUUAUGUCACUUGGAUUUCAACUUCAAGUUGUGAUCAUCGUUGUGGCUGGAAUUGUGGUCUGUGUUGUCGUCCUGGCGGUUGCUAUGAUAGUCAUUCGUCGCUGUGGAAGCUCUGAUUCUUCUCGUGACAAAAUUAAAGAAACACAAAAAGAAAGAAGAUUAACAAGAGUAAGAAGUGUAAUGGCAGAUGGAACGGUAGUUUAUGAUGAAGUCGAUGAUUCAAAAUGGAAACAAGAAAAGAAAGAAAAGAGAGAAAAGAAAGCAAAGAAGAAAAAAGUUGUUAAUUGUCAUGUACCUGAGGCGUAUGAGGAUGUUGGUGUAAAGAAUCCCGGGCAGAGUUAUGAAAUGCUACAUAAACACAACAGUAAAUCGAAACCAUUUUUCCGCAAAAAAUCUUCCAAAGUUGCCAAAAGGAUGGACAUACUAACUACUAGCGGUCCAAAGGACACUCAUGAAAACCUAUACUCAACAAAUUCUUCAAAUCCCGAUCACUAUGAUAAUACAGCAAUUACAUCUGCCGUAAAAACAAGUUUGUCUGGGGAUGAAAUACCACUUCCAAAGAGAGGCUAUAGGAAUGAAAGUAUUAUUGUAUACGAUGAUGCGAUAUCAAAUAGCAAAUUAAACAUAAGCUGCAACGCUGUGGUUCAUGAACCAAGCGAAUAUAUCACCAUGAAACCUAAGUAUUUAGAGGAAACAAGUUCCAAGAAAAAGGAGUGUUCAAGUAUGAAGGAUAACGACUAUACGAGUAUGAAGAAUAAGGAACAUACAAGUAGCAAAAAAUCAAUUGAGUCAGAGUCAAAAGGAAAAGAUGAUGACGAUAUUCAAGAAGCUCUUUAUGUAAACUUGAAGCUUGAAUAA